This is a messenger RNA of Dicrocoelium dendriticum, 4491 nucleotides long. The record is from the annotation of a GenBank genome assembly. NCBI's taxonomy places the organism in Eukaryota, Metazoa, Platyhelminthes, Trematoda, Plagiorchiida, Dicrocoeliidae.
AUGCUUAAUUUUGCUUUGCAAAGCGUUGGAAUGCCAAUCAGUGGGCAGGCCAAUUUGCAUCGUAUUUGUGACGUCUUGACCACGCUGGCGCUUACACCUGCCAGUGGUGCUGUUGGAUUACGAUUGGCUGAGUUGACGGCCUCAUGCUGGAAAUCGGAGACAACAAUGUUACGUGAAGAGCUGGAAUCCUGCGCUUAUCACAUCGUGCGUGAAUCCGCUACUCGUGGUUCGCCUAUAAACCAGAUGCUAACACGAUUAUGCUCGAUCAAAGCUUUCUCCGUCAGACAUUCGCGUAGCGCAUCGAAAACCUGUCUUGCAGCAUUACCUUCGGCAAGUGGUGAGUCAGCCCCUGUGAUGAUGAGCAGUGCAUCGGACCUCAUCGUGUCCCGAGGAUCAACCACCUGUCGGCCUAUUUCUGCGGCUCCAUUAAAACCCUCCCACAGACUUCCGGAGGACAUCAAGUCCCACAUCACUACAAUGGAUUCCUCGAAUUCUGACCAUCCCGACAGUGCUACAAAUGGGGCAGUUUUCUCCUCGCACGAAACUGCAUGCAGUCCAAAACACGAGUCACCUCUGGAUACCUUGAAUGCCGAAACUCAACGUCUCUUGACCCAGAUGUUCCAGGACACACAUCACGUGACUCCUACCCAUUUGUUACGCGAUUCAGUCUACCGUUUCAGCAAACCAGCGCGCCUGACCGAACCGACUGAAGUUGUUGCCCACAGGGAUCCAGAUGUGGUCCACAGCCCGAGUGAUUUCCCACCGGCCUUGGUUGUCGUUUCAUCGAUGUCAAGUGAGAACCAUGUUCAUUAUCCACAGUGCUCUACGGAAACGAGAGUGUCGAACUCUACUGCAUUGGACGUCCAACUGGAUGGAAAUUUGAUAGAUAUUUGCAAGCCGCUCCGUCUGUUCCCAGAAUCGUCACAGGAGAAUUCUUCGGGAAGCAUCUCUUCUAACCGAAUCUCACCUAGUUCUGUGACUCCAGGAUCGACACCUUCCAAUGACGAAAUCCGCGUGGAUCUUCGGAAGGCUGGCAAUGGUUCUGGUCGCUCGGUCCGACUGGAGCUGCUGGAGUUGCUUGACCUGGUUUUGGAGGUGGCCAAAACGUCUGUCUCCAACACUGGACAGCUCCGUGGUGGUGCUGCAGCUGGUGAUGACUGUGAACCACAUCGGCCUCCGGUGGGUCUAAUCACUCAGCUACUUUGGCGCUCCAGGGCGCUGGACGAUCGUGGGCCUUGGAUUCUCACUUUUGCUAUAUGGUGGCUAAUGCAGCACUACUUUGGCAUUGGCAGUCGCGUUCACCAUGUUCGUCUCCGCUGGGGACAUUUGCGCCUUGUUUCCAAUGUUCGUGACCCAAUGACAGAUGAAUUAUGCGAAGCGAUUGAAUAUGUUGGACCACCCGAGUUUAUUACUGUCAAAGCGGUGGCACUGCUGGAGCAUUGCGGUGAGUCUGAAACGCCAGUCCGUCGUGUUUAUCCCUCUUCCGGUUGGGCUGAAGCUGAAAUGACAAUUGCUUCUGCCCUAAUGGCGGGAACACAGCUGGGACAUCCAAAAAUUCGGCCUCUAGAUACUGGACCUGAUGUGCCACCUGUCGAACCUCGUCCUGGCCCCAACUUCGUCAGUCUUUUCAAGGCGUUUACAAAGCGACGGCAACAGCCCUCUCUGCUUCCAGAUGCACCAUUUUACGUGCAACCUCUCAAGUCGUCACCAACGGUACUGAACUGCAACUCGUCUGUGGCCUGGUUCAGUGUCGCGGCUUUGGGAAAAAAUAGAGUUGGCGCUCUGAUGCGCAACAUUGUCAACAGGGUCGUUCGACCCAACCUCGCUCACAUCGCUUCUGCUGCUACCAUGUCCGCCUAUAAGGCAUGCGUGGAGGCCACCCAACGCACCGUGAAGGCUGUUCCUCUUCUUGAGCUGAACCCAGCCUUUCGCCCUGAUGUGAAUCAUCGACUGUUGGUGAGCAAGUUGUCUUACAUCUUGUGUCUGGAUAUGUCCGUUACGUCAUCAUCGAAAACCAGAUGUGUGGCCCAACAACCAUCUCCGUGCCUACACUCGAAUACACUCACAUAUACACAGUCCGCGGACACCGUCCAACCACAGCCAAACGAAUCUCUAUCCGGCCUCAAGUUACCAUUAGCAUCGGGUGGACCCACCACGUCUACGAUUAAUUGCCUACCACAAACGGUGCCGUUGCAUAAUACCUCGUUUGCACAAACCACUCAGUUGGUCGGACUUGACCUCCAGGAUGUAUGCGCUCGACCUCAAUUUCAGUCAUACCCCUGCCAGACGUCAAGCUUACUCUUGUUAACUUCUGCUGAUGGGUCGAGCAGGCAAUUGAUCGCUUGCCAGCCGUCUUUGCAACAACCGUUACAAACCAAUGCCCAAAACGGACUGGUUCUUAUCCCCACCGCGAGUGCAAACUCACUCAGUUGGAAUGGGAACCUACUUCGGAAUGUGACGGCCGAUACAAGCCUCCCACCUCAACCGUUGCCUGUCACAGGUGAGGGAAGUGAAAUGAGGGCUCGGCAAACUAUUGCCUACCUUGCUCAGAGAUCCUCCACCUCUUCCAAUCCAAUCAGUUUGAUACUUCUGUCUACAAACGCCAACGACCAAAAUAGUGCGACCGCACCUUUGCUCGUGAACGCCAUCAACACAUCUUCCGACCAAUCGCAGCAGUUUUAUCGGCCGCAGGCACAAAUCGUGGCGAUUGAUUCCAAUGACAUCAUAUCGACCACAGCGGAUGGAACGGUUUUCAGUCCACAGUACGCCCGGCCGAUCAUUUUGUGUGCUGAUCAGCCCUUACUCACUUUCACUUCCGUCCCAUCCACCCAGUUGGCUGUAUCGAUAGCGUCGGACUCCGUAUCGUCCUCUGUUUGUCCAUGCACCGUGGCCACCUCUGCGCCAUUCGGCUACAUCAAAUCGAGGCCUCUUCCACAUCUGGAGUAUAGUGUCACUGACGUAAAGCCCGAACAACCUUCUCCCACCGAGGACAUCUCUCUCCCAACUCCGAUAACCAUGCGGGCAAUCAUUUCCGAUGGUCAAGUCAUUAACAUCACCCAGACAAGCGGUCGAAGCCCGGAGAAUGCGCAGGUCCAUCGACCGGUGUAUGCCGAGUCGACAAUGUUCUCUCAGUGCACCAGUGAAGUGGACACCACAAUAGAUGACCUAAUCUUGUUGUGCAGCGAUCCUAAUCGACAAGAAAUUGUAGCACCGUCAGCAGCACACACUCCAGACGACACCAUAUUCCUUUCCUCGGAAUACGGACCAUCCCAUGGUGUCUUCCCUAACACCCCAUCCAAAGAUCGCACUGCUCAAAAUGGCUCCACCCAAAUAGUAGUGGAUCUUCCUGGCUUGUCCGCACUUACCUCGCAACCUGCGAACUCCCCGAGUACCGAGAACCUAUACGACAAAGUAUCCACGAAAUCUUCCGAUGAGCACAAGAAUCAAUCGAAAAGGUGCUCCGGAUCUCUAGAGCCGCUGCCCCCUGUUUCCGAGAUGACGGCGUUUUCGCGCCCCCCAGAGCCAAGGCCUGAUCAACUGCGGACACUGCAAGAGGCAAUCGAUUCAGCGCGGUCUUUCCAAUGUGGAGAUUUCCCCGCCUACGUGGAACAGUUGUUCCUCAAGGGUAUUCUCAGUGCUCACCGUCCGUGGUUGUUGAACUUUUGCGCUUGGUUUAUCAAUACGGUGGUGUUCGAGGUGGAAAAUCGCUCGGACCAUGUCAGUUUGCUUUGGGGUGACUUCAGGCUGCAGACCACCGCGGACGGCAAAAUAGAGUACAUCUACUUUUUGAAUCGCAUGAAUAACCGACCCUAUUAUCUCGCAGCCGCACCACCUUCGCCUUACAGUCUGGGACUGGAUGAGGAAACCGUUCGUCUGGUCGAGAAUAAACCGUUGCCUGUUCGUUCCCCGUGUCCAGUCGCAGUGUUUAAGACGCUUCGAGAACGCCGGCCUGCUUUCUGUCUUCAACCAACGUCUAAAUUUUAUCUGCAGCCCCGCUCGGCUGAAGACAUCGACGCUAUAAGAAAAACUGUCCCGACAGCCCUUCACGACUGGUUCACCGAACGACCAUGGGGAAAAAACAAAUUGGGCAGUUUGCUUGGCGAGGCCGCAAAGAUGGCCGGACUACCUGUGAUAUGUCUGCGCAAACAGCGGGCGCGUAUACACACACCAGAGAGCAAUUCCGCUUUUGCAGCGGAUGCGCGUAAAGUCGGCGCAUCCGCACUAUCUUCUAGUCAAAACCUAUCUACAACUGUACUUUCGAACGAUCCAGCUGAUCUGACAACCCGGUCAAUAUGCAGCUCAUCCUUCUCCUCACGAAAUGAGGAUCGGCCGAAGAACGACGUGAAGCGGCGACGCAUGUCUCAUCCUCAGAUGUCUGGAACUUUCACACACGUUGCACAACCUUCAGAAACUUACUCUUCCACCAAUCCGGUUCAGCUACCGAGCUCAUCCACAUUCCUCAACCGAAGCGAUUCCGUGCUCAGCUCGUGA